UGCAGUGGGAGUAUAUAGAUAGCCGAACACAAAUAAGUCAGGAUGGUAUGUGUAUGGAAAUAUGCCGUCAGCUUCUGAAACACCUGGUGACAUACACUUAUCAGUACCUCGUGGACAGCUGUCAGCUGACCUGCUAACGUGUGUACGUGAUAGACAUGACCAGACAGUCACCCUCCCCAGUAAAGGUACAUCUAAGCGACCUCCAGGAACAUUACCAGGAAUGUAAACCAUGUCGGAUUAUCAGGAUAUGUAUCGGCUAAAUCUCGUUUUUAAAAUAAUUUUGUUCACAUAACUGUUAAGUUUAAUGGUAGGUUAAGGACAAUCUCUAUUGAUAGAUCACAAUUUUAUACACAGAUAUAUAUAUAUAAAGCAUUUGUUUAAUAACAUUUCAAAAUGUUAGAGUCCGCGCCAUUGCUGAAGAAGUCUUCAAGUAGUCAUAAAAAUCUAUCUUUAUGCCAACGACUUCUGUACAGUAUUGGGCAUGUUCUGAAUGACCUCACAGCUUCUAUGUGGUUCAGUUACCUGAUCAUCUACUUCCACCAAGUAAAACAGUUUGACAACACUUUGGCGGGAUACCUGAUGAUGAUUGGCCAAAUCAGUGAUGCAUUGUUUACUCCAUUUGUUGGUAUUGAGUCUGAUCGUAGUCAAGGAAUACUCAAGAUCGGGAAGCGAAAAACAUGGCAUUUGAUAGGUACUGUCUGUGUGGCCUGCAGUUUCCCCUUCAUCUUUAACAAGUGUAUCACCUGUGACCAUACCAAGGACAUAUACCAGUUUAUCUACUAUGCACCGUUCGUGAUCAUAUUUCAGUUUGGUUGGGCAUCGACUCAGAUCUCUCACCUGUCACUUAUACCUGAUCUCACUGCUAAAGAGGAUGAACGUGUUGAGUUAAAUGGCACAAGGUAUGCUUUCACAGUGCUGUCCAACCUAACGGUGUUCGGAUUGUUUGCCCUCCUGUUUUACCUCAACACAGAAGGUGGAAUUGGAAAUAGUAACAUGCUGUCUCCAGUGGACAAUAACAAAUUCAGAGACCUUGUAUUUAUUGUGGUCAGUCUUGGAGUAGUGGUCAGUUUCCUUUUCCAAAUCGGUGUGAAGGAGGGUGUGAAGACUUUGUCUCAUGUAGAGGCAGAUGAAGCCAUUUCCAAGUCUCUAAAAACAUGUUCGUCAAUGUCUUCCUCCACUGGCGAGAGUUGUCAAACCAUAGAAAUCUCCAUGUUGAGGAAAUCCCUCAUGUCCUGGAAGGACUGGCUCAAAGAAAAGCAGUUUUAUCAAGUUGCUGUGAUGUACAUGUGUACAAGGUUGUUUGUAAAUGUAUCACAGAUUUAUCUCCCUUUGUAUGUCACAGAGACUUUACAGAUGUCUAAGGUGAAUGUUGCCAUUAUGCCAUUGGUUGUGUUUGUCAGUGGACUCUUCACAUCCCUAGUCAUGAAACCUGUCAACAGGGCUAUUGGCAGAAAAGCCACCUAUUUUAUAGGACAGUUAUGUGGUAUAGGAGCGUGUGUAUGGAUUUAUUUUCUGAAAGAAUCUUCAAAGCAGUACUGUUACGGUGUAGCAGUGCUAUUGGGCAUCGGUGGCUCAACCAUGCUGGUUACCUCCCUUGCAAUGACAUCAGAUCUCAUUGGACAAAACACAGAGAGUGGAGCUUUUGUGUAUGGAGCAAUGAGUUUUACUGACAAGCUUUCAAACGGUAUAGCUGUCGUCCUCAUUCAACAGAAUCAUCCCUGCACGAACUGCUGUCCUAUGUGUAACCAGUAUUUCAAGACAGUGCUGACAUUUGUCCCAGGAGGAGUUGUUCUACUCACGAUAGUCGUCCUCAUCACUCUCCUCCCAACAAAGAUAGGCACAAAGAAAAAAGGAAUGCAACUUUUGGAGCCGGUUGUUAAUACAGAAGACUCCAACAUUGUGAUUCCUGGAACAAUACCCUGUCCAGCAGGUCGCAACACCUGCUGUGAAGAGGAAGGUGAUCCAGACCAUAUACAACAACUACUGGCUAAAAGUCAUAGUGUCAAUUCGUGUUAAUACAACAACUACUGGCUAAAAGUCAUAGUGUCAAUUCGUGUUAAUACAACAACUACUGGCUAAAAGUCAUAGUGUCAAUUCGUGUUAAUACAACAACUACUGGCUAAAAGUCCUAGUGUCAGUUUAUGUUAAUACGAUAGCUACUGGCUUAAAGUCCUGGUAUCAAUUCACAUAAAUACAGCUAUACUAUUUCUGGCUGAAAGUCCUGGUGUCAAAUCAUGUAUAAGAGGUACUACUGGCUAAAUGUCUUGUGUCAAUUCGUGUAUACGAGCUACUACUGGCUAAAAUCCCUGGUGUCAAUUCGUGUAUAGGAACUGGCUAAAAGUCCCGGUGUCAACUCAUGUUGAUACUGCCACUACUGGCUCAAACUCCAUGUGUCAAAAAAUAUAUUAUACAAUAACAUAUACCUCAUCAAUUACAUUUUUGACAUGUUUUUUUUCUCUGGGAAAGAUAUCAAAUAUUGUCCUCAGUUGAACCAUGCAUCCUGCUUAGCAUGCACCCAACAAAUACUCUAAAGAAUUUCUAAAUAAAACUUGUGUACUGAUUGGACAUAAUUAUUGACUAGUGUGACCUGAAUGGGUUUGUGAUAUAUGGUGGUUCAAUGUCUACAGAAAAUGAAGCAGGAGCUAACAUUUCAGACAGAGGACAGCAUAGGUGUCAACCAUCCCGGAUUACGCGGGAAGUGCCCGGAAAAUCAUUAAAAUUUCCCCUAAAUCCCGAUUUGGUACAUUUCCCGAAUCGGGGUUAUAAAUUUCUCCCGGAUUUGAGCAGUCUUCCCUCAUAAACCCCGGAAAUCUCAGACACUUUGACCCUGAACUGAUUAUGUAAACAAAACACCCCCACCACCUGUGUAGCUGCCCUGGCCUGGGGCUUGGUGAGAGAGGGGAGUCGGUCACUGGUCACCAUAUGCGUGCCGACAGUGUAAUGUGAUACCUCUGCCUGUAUUCACUGUUUAUUAUAAAACUGAGUGAAAAAGAUAUGAAAUAGAGACUCUUGUACUCUUUAUAUUAGGUAAUCAAAUAAAUCGAUAAAUAGAAUCUUGUACUCCUCUAUGUACCUUAUGUAUGAUGAUUAAACUACGGUGAGCCAUGGUCCAUCGUCGUCUGUCCGUCGGUCGGUCCAUCGUCGUCUUGUCCGUCGGUCGGUCCAUCGUCGUCUGUUCGUCGGUCGUCCAUCGUCGUCUGUCCGUCGGUCGUCCAUCCUUUCUCAUAAUUUACUUCAAAUUACUACUAAAACUAAAGUACUGAUUGGAUUUGAAAAAAUAUAGUCAGGAACAUCCUUAGGAGAAGGGAAACUGAUUUUGCAUAAAUGGUGACACCCCCCACCCCUGAAGCCUGGCUGUGUUGGAUAUGUGUGUAUAUAUUCUGUACAUAAUCUUAGGCAAAAAUGUUUGUGAACAUUUGUAUAUAUUACGCUUCAUAUUGUUGAGAUAUAUUGAUAAUUGUUAUCUCUUAUUGUUUAGAAAACAACCUUGAUUCCUGGUGAUGGAAAUAUUGUUUUCAUUAUUUAUGUUACAAAGUUUAAGUGUUAUUUAUUUUGUCUUCAAUGCACAGACUACUUCAACAAAGGAACUGGAUAUUGUAACCUUCUUCUAACUGUAGAAAUUAAUACACAAAAUGAUAUUUUUAGCCCAUCAUCAUAAUAGGCUAUUCAAAUCGCCAUGUGUCCAAUUGGUCCGUCCAUCCGUCCUUGUUAUCGCUAUUUCUGAGAAAG
This is a messenger RNA of Pecten maximus, 3729 nucleotides long. RefSeq names its product major facilitator superfamily domain-containing protein 12-like. Gene Ontology annotation, cellular component: membrane. The record is from RefSeq and is a predicted model, not a curated record. NCBI's taxonomy places the organism in Eukaryota, Metazoa, Mollusca, Bivalvia, Pectinida, Pectinidae. Gene Ontology annotation, biological process: carbohydrate transport. Gene Ontology annotation, molecular function: symporter activity. The coding region runs from base 394 to 2016 and encodes 540 amino acids. The transcript has 10 exons.